AUGGAACACAAUAACAUCGUAAACGAAGUUGUUAAGCUCAAAACGGAGCUGAAAAAUGCACUCGUGGAAAAUGGAGAACUAAAAAGGAGACACCAUGAAGACACGGAAAAAAUGAAUUUAGUUUCGCUGAAAACUUCCACUCUGUUGAGUGAGAUAGCGGACGAGAAAAAAAUGUUGCAAUUGGAGUUCAAUAACUACAAGGAGGAGUCUGUAAAGGACAUAAAGAGGCUACAGGAGGAGCUGGACAAAAACGUAAUUAUGUUAAAUUGUUUAAAGGACGAAAUCCUGUUCAAGGAAGAGGAAUUGAAAAAGGCGGAAAUAAUUGAGAAGCUGUACAAGGAGGAGAGCCAAAUGAAUCAAGAAAAGGAUAGGAAGAUUAGAGAUUUAGAAAAUAUCCUAACACGGAAGGAAGAGGAAGAGAGGGAUGCAGCUUUAAAGGAGAAGCAGAUCAAUGAUGGCUAUGCCGAAAUGGAAAAAAGGAACGAAGAAUUGAAAGUGUUAAAUAAAAAAUAUGAACAAUUAAAAAAAACAAACAAUGCCAUUGAAAAGAAAAUAUAUUUCCUAAAGGAAGAAGUAGAUUAUUACAAAAAUAAUGAAAACAGUUUUAUAAUGCAAAAUAUUUUUAAUGCGGAAAAUAAUUUAGACGAUUCAACGUGUAAAAAGUAUCUUUUAAAAAUAUCAGUGCUCUACAAUGCUUUACACAAAAUUAUUGUGUAUGAUCAGAGGAGUCUACUCGAAAAAGAUAAAUUAAUUUACUCCCUGGAGAAGGAAAAUACCCACUUUUUGAAAAAAUUCAUUUCAGAUGAGAUGUACUGUCUUUACCUCAAAGAUUGUAUAAGUAAAAUUAACUUGACGUACCAAAUAGAUCUCCAUAAACAGGAGAAAAAAUAUAUGCUUCUCAACUCGGAGUACGACGAGCUAUAUAGUAAAUUUCUUCACGAAAAGAACGAGAAUUGUUUACUCAACGAAAGGUAUGAUAAUAUUAUUUUCAAUCAGAAAAAAGAAAUUAAUAAUUUGAAAAGCCAUAUCUCGACACAGAACAAGGAUAAAGAAAUUCUCACCAAGUAUAUUGACAAUUACAUCACUUAUAUAGAACAUUCAUAUGAGAAGUAUUGUCUUCUCAAUACAGAGUAUAAAAAUUUAGAAGAGUUAGUCAAAGACUUGCAGGAAAAAAACAGAAACCUGAUGAUUCUGGUUAAUGGGAUAAAUGCAGACAUGGAAAGGGAUCAUUCCAAGGGGACCGAAUUGGAAAAUGAUAAUAGAGCAAAAGGUAGAAGGAACACUGUAACCAUGGACAUUGAUCAUAUGAAGUUAAUCAAAAAUGAUAUUAAAGAUAAGGAUAUAAAAAUUAUAGAAUUGGAGAGCAGAAAUAUGGAACUUGAAAAAACGAUUGAUAAACUUAACGACGAACUGAUGAAGAACAGAAAAACGGAAUACAAAGAAAGCGAGUCCUCCAAAAUUAAAGACCUGUGCUUUGAUUUGAAGGAUAUCUGCUCCAAACUGGAACUGGAGGUGAAGGAGAAAAAUUACAUCAUAGAAGAGCUCACCGAAAAGAUAAAUCAAGCAGAAAAAAAAAGCAAAGAUAAUCAAGUCAUCCUAGAAUUGUCCGAAUUUAGAAUUCAAAAUUUUCAUGAUAAUAUAAAAUAUUACCAACAGAAAGUAGCUGAAUUGGGUGAGAAACUGCAAAAGAAAGAAGCUGAAAUGGCUAUCUUUCACGAGUAUAAUGGACGGUUAAAGCAGGAAAAGGACAAAAUGGACUAUGAGAAUGUGAAGCUCGUGGAGCGGCUGAAUGAACUACAACACGAAAAUGAUCAUCUGAGGAACGAAGUAAUCUUCCUAAAGAAAGAAGCCUCCUUAAGUAUGAACCAUCCUGGUGGGAAGGAGAAAGCUAGCCCAAGUAAUAACCGCCUUAUCAGCGCAGCCCUAGUGGUAGAUGACAACUCGUAUGUGAAUGAAAAAUCGACGACUCAGAACGAUGAGCGAAGUGAUCAGCAUUCUGUGAACGAAGACAAGGAAGAAACAAAUGGAACAAUAUAUAAAAGCGCCUUCAAAUAUAUGCAACCUAAGAAGAACACCUAUGAGGACAGAGAACAACUAGGGUUAAGAGUAACCAAGCUGACAGACGAAAAUUUACUCCUCAUUAAGGAAAAUGAAGAGAUUUUUGAGAAACUUCAAACCGUGUCUAGCGAAAAUGUGAAACUUAAAAACGAUUGUAUGUACUUGAAAGCAGAUGCAGAAAAGUCGCUGUUUUAUCUGGAGUAUGAAAAAAAGGAAAAGCUAAAAUAUAAAUUAUUACUGAGACAAAAUAAACGAAAAGGGAAAGAGCUCAAAAGAACAUUUAACAAAAUGAUGGGCACUAUGAAAGAUUUAGUAAUAAGUGUAAAAAGAAUUGACAAGGAAAACAAAAAAAAUGAUAUUAACAACUCUUUUUUUAUAUCUUCUUCUGAAAAUAAUUCCCAUGAGGAUCUCCUCUCAGAUAACGACAACACAAACACGCAGUUGAUGGUGUCUUCUGUGGGGAAAUCCAAAAAGAGUCUCAACAACACCAGUGUCGACGGUAAGCAUAGCUUUUACAGUAGGUCGACCAAAGUUCCUAAAGUCUCAGAAAAUGAAAACGUGGUAGGAGAAAGAGAGUCCCCGGUGAGAACAACACACCGCACAGAUAGGAACGAGAGAAAGUACGCCAAGAGAUACAUGAAAAUACGAAUGCACAGAUUCUCUAUUUGUAAUAACUUUAAGAUUAAUGUGAACAAGUAUAAGAAGGCGUGUAAGGAGGCGGAAGACGGCGCCAUGUUUUUCCUGAAAGAUACAGGCAGUGCCGAUCUGCACUCCUUGGCAAUUCAGCCGAGAAACGCCAAAGGUCUAGAUACCUUUUACUCCAUCCCAAACAGCACCGACUCGAGAGUAAUAAAUGUAUCAGAGGACGAGAAGAAAAAAAAGAAGAGAAAGACGAAACAUUUUUCCUUAUUUCAAACUUCCAAAAUGAUUAACGAUCUUAACUACAUUAGAAGAAAAUACGAUUCGAAAGUGAAAGAAACAUUAAUCAUGCAAAAAAAAUUGAUUGAGAAUGAGAAGGAGCUGAAUGGCACCAAUAUAAAGUAUGAAAACCUGCUGAACGAACACGAUUCGCUCAUUACGCAGAUUAAAGAAAGGACGGAAAAGCUAGUUAAUAUAGAAAAAAAUUACAACCUCCUAUUUGAAAAAUAUAGCGAAACACAGGACGAAAUGAAGAUGCACGAAAAGAAGACACAGGAAAUUUUUAACGAAUGUAACGAGUUAGUAGAAUACAUGAAAAAGAAGGAAAGUAAAAUUAAAGAAUUUGAUGAACACUUAAAAAAAAUGGAAAUAAAAUACAAGGAGGAAAAGGAAAAAAAUGACAUCCUCACGAAGGAUAAUGUAUCCCUAGAUAAUUUAAAUGCCAAGUAUAAGGAAGACAUCGAAUUGUAUAGAAAAAAAUUGGAGAGCAUGCAGACUGAGUUAAAAUUGAGACUGUCCAAAAUUGAUGAGUUGGAGUUAAUACAGAAAAACACCGAGAAUGAAAUGUUCUACCUAAAGUCAGCUACCUACAAAUAUGAAAUAAAUUUGAAGGAAGCCCAUAAUGAGUUGAACAAAAUUAACGACGCCACUGUUAAGCUGAGGAAGGAAAUCAGCGAAAAGGAAGUUAAUCUAAACCUGUUAAAGGAACAAAUCCUAAAUAGAGAUUACUUCCUCUAUAGCAUAAACGAGUCACUAAAAAGGAAGGAAUACUUUUACAAAAAUUUGAAGCAAAGAGUUCAAGGGUUCAACAAAACCUUUAUCGAAUUAUGCGAAAGCUUCGAAAUGAGUGAAGUGAAAAAAUUCAAUGAACUAUAUGAAGGGUUCGAAUAUAAUGAUCCCAGCUAUAAAAAGCAUAUACUAAAUUUUCAGCUGCAUCAUAGGGAUAAAUUCGUAGACACCGUGGACGAUAUUGUCAAAACGGUGGAUGCAUUGAGCGAAUUUAAUCUCAAAUAUGAAGAAGAGAAAAACGACAUGGUCAACCGAAUUAAGGAUCUGGAGAACAAACUAAAAAUGAAGAUGAACGAAAAUAACGAACUGUAUGAACAGUACGAAAGCAACAUGAAGAGCAUCCUGCUGGAGAGAGAUGAGCGGGUGGAAGAUUGUCUUAUCCUGUCUGAAGACGUAAAAAAAAAGAACCAAGAAAUACACACACUUGUAAAAGAGUUGGAAGAAAAAAAUGUCGAAUAUAAUGAAGUACAUAUGAAAUGUACCUUCCUUACCAAUGAAGUAAAAAAUUUAGAAGGCGCCAAAAUUCAUCUGAAGGAAAAACUUAGGGAAAUCGAAUCAGAACAGGAAAAACAAAUUGAUUUCCUCAAAAAGGAAAAUGAUUACCUGAAAGAAGACAUAGCGAGCAUCAAUAAGGUUAUUCACAAUUUGGACGAUGAAAUUGAAAAACUAAAAGGAACAGUAGAUAGUUUGAAGCAGGAAAAGUACGCCUAUGAGAAAGAGAUAGAAAAACUGAGGGAAAUUCUUGAUGAAGAAAAACGGUUUAAUGAUAUUUUGAAAGAAAAUGAGCAAAACUUUAUUCAAGAAAUUAAGGAAGCACACAAGUACGCUAUUAGGAAAGAGGAAGAAGUUAAUAUGCUAAAAUUGGACCACGAAUUAGAGAAGAAAAAAUACGUGGAUGAAAUUGAUCACUUAAAAAUUAAAAAUAAAGAAAUACAGGAUUCUGUGAAAAAUCAACUGAAAAUGGUUUCAGACUUGGAGUUGCAAAUGCUGGAGUACAAAGUUCUUUUGGAUAAAAACACAAGUAUGAAAAUGCUAGUGCAGGAUUUGGAGAAUAAAAUUGAUGAGCUCAUCAAGGACAAUGAAAAAUUGUGUAUCGAUUUGAAGAAAGAAAAACUUAUCAAUGAAGAAAAGGAAAAGAAUAUUGUGGCACUAAGUGAGGAUGUUAAAGUGUGUGAAACAAAAAUACACGAACACGAAUCAUUGCUCCUCAAACUGAAAGACGAAAAGGAACAGCUCAAUGAAGAAAUAUUCAUCCUUAAUGACAUUAAAAAGAGCAAAGAUUCUAUUAUAGAAGAAUUGGAGAACAAUUUGAGGAAAGCUGUUUUUGGUGAUGUCAAACUGAAUGAAAUGGAAAGGUCGGAAUUGCAGCAUAAGAUAUUCACUGAGGAGGACCUCGGCAUUGCCAAAGAGAAGGAGCAGGAAGAGCUAGAUUUUAAUGACCUUGUCAAUUCCACCAUGUGCAUUUUUAACAAUAACGGAAAUAUGGGGCCAACCCUAGCCAAUAGUCAAAGAAAUAAUAUGAACAAAAUGAUCGAACUUAAAAAAUAUAGCCUCUUUUUGAAGGAAGAAAAUGACGCCAUGAAACAGGAGUUGAGAAAAUUGAAAGACAGGUCCUCCAUCGAUGAAAGGAAAAACGUGGAGAUGCAAAGAAUAAUCGAAAGGAGAGAUGAUAUUAUUAGAAAAAUGAACAAUGAAAUAGUUACCUAUAAUGACAAAAUAAAAAAUUUUGAGAAAGACACCAACCAACUGAACUCGGAACUAUGCGCAGCCAACGAACUCCUCGCCCUUCGAAGUGAUGAGUGCAAAGAGCUAUCGAUGGAGCUCUACGAGCUGACGGAUGUCAAGAAUAAGUUAAUGGUUCGAAACGAAGUUCUGCAGAAACAGGUCGAUUUUUUCAAACAGGAGGUGGAGGAGAAGGCGGAACUUCUAAACGAUUUGGAUAUGAAGAAGGCAGAGAACGACAACAAGGAGUCUGAGAAAAAUGCCAUAAUUAGCGAAUACAAUCGGACAUUAGGCGUGUACUACAAAAUGUGCUCGCGCAUUAUUUAUUACAAGAAGUACAUCGAGAAGGAGUUGAGCGGGGGCGGAGCAGGUGAGGGCGAUUACCUGGGUAUCACCCCUAGUGAGGACGUACUUCAUAGCGUACAACAUAGCGCCCACGUGGAGGACUCCCCCUUGAUUCAUUCACUCCAGAGCGAACUUGCCAACCUUAACCCUUCCGACACGAACGAAAUAUCCAGUUACAUGAGCGAAUUUCUCAAAUGCGUGCGUCUUCUGAUUUUUAAGAAAAGGGUCUUCGAGUCCAAGCUGGAAAACGCAGAGAGGAAAUACAACAACUUUAAAGAAAAACUCAAGGAAGAUAGAGAUCUCAUAAGUGAUUUAAAAAAAAGGCUAAGACAAAAUGAAGAAGACCACUUAAACAUGAACAGGCAAAGGAACCACGACAGCCGAAUGUAUAGCCCCUUCAGCGAAGAAGCAGACUCACUCUCGGUCAAUUACAAAAAGCUCAGCGCAGACAUAAGAAAAAGUCAAGGGAAAAAUGACCAUAUGAAAAAAAAAAAUAUGCUACUCCUAAAAUGCGAAAAUGAAAAGCUGAAAGAAGAAAAUAAAUAUCUAAAUCAACACAUAAACAGUUUGAUGAACCUGCAAAAUAGCAUAAACGAAAUGAAGAAAAAAAGUGAGUAUGGAGGAGAAAAGGAUGGAGCGCAAAAUGAUUACAUGUUUGUGGCAGAAAACAAGUUCCUCAAAUUUGAGGUAGAAACAAUGAACAACGAAUUAAACAUUGUUAAGAAUAAAAAUGUAUAUCUGAAAAAGAAGGCAGAUAGCUAUGAAGACAUAAUUGAUAGCUUGCAAAAAGAAAUCAUACACAUAUUGGAUAAACAAAAGGAGUGCGACGAGGAGUACUACAAAAUGGAAACUGAAUUGGAUAAAAAAAAUGAACAAAUUGAAGGAUUGGUGCAGAAGAGGAAAGAGGACCAACAACAAAUCGAAGUGGAGUAUUCGAAGAGCCUAAAAUUGGAGAAGGAAUUUCUCGCCUUCACAGAUGACCUAUUCAAGAAGGACUGCAAAUUGAAAGAGUUGGAUGAAAUUGUGAAGAAUUUAAACGAUGAUAUUAAGGCACACAUUGUAGAAAAAGAAGAGCUAAAAAAUGUUGUAGAAAAUUUGAAAACGAAAUAUGGCACAUUUCAAAAUAAGUAUAACGAUCUUUAUAACACCUUUGAGAAAGAGAAGCAGGGGAAAUACGAGAUGGAGAAAAAUCAAGAUAGUGCACUACUUACGAGACUAAAAAAUUAUGAUGACAUUAUCGCGGAACUUUUAAAGGAGAAGGAAAAUUUACUAAACAAGUAUGAAGAAUUAAAGAGAAUGCAUGAUGAGAAGCUCAAAGUAGAAUCCCUUCUGCACAAGGAAAUCAAUGAACUCAGAAAGGGUAAUGAAAAAUUGAAUGAACAGAAUAAUUCACUGAUCGAAAAUGUCAACCAGUUGGUUAAACAGAAUGAGCAGUACAACAUCAAGUUAGUAGAUCUAGACAAGGAAAAAUUUGAUCUCUACAUGAAAUAUCUUAAAGUGUCUGAGGAGUUGAAUAACCUGCCCGUGUCCCUUGUCCGUUCGAAUCAAAGCGCAGUGGGUAAGAAUUUCUCUCAUAGUAGGCAUUCCAACCAUCCCUUAUCUAGAGGGCACAGCCCGGGAGGUGAGUCGUAUGGAAAGGAGUCCAAAAAGAGUAUCUUUAACCAGUAUGAUCACACGAAGAGCCAGGACACGGAGCGCCAAGACACAGAGCGAUUAAGUCAGGUCGGGGAACACCUUCAAAAGGGAGUCAUUAUACAUAAUCGGAAGAAUGAAAUCAGUCACUUGGAAGACGAAAAUCGUGCCCUUAAGGAAAAGAUUAAUGAAUUGGAGCAACUCAACGAAAACAUAUUUAGCGACAAUAAGGUGUUAAUAAAAAUGAUUACUGAGGCAGAUAAACGGGGAAGUGACCUAAAAAUUGAAGACAUAAAGAGUUUGAGGAAUUACGAAAUUUUGAUGAAAGAAAACAAACUUGAAAAGGAAGAAAACGAACAUUUGAAAUUGGAGAUAUAUAAUUUGAAGAACAAAAUCGAUCAGUAUAGUAUCAUGCUUAAUAAAAGGAGCCAAUACGAGGAAACAAAUAAGAGAGCCAAAAAUUACCUGUACUACUUAAAUGACAAAAUCAAAGGGUUCAUAGAAAUUUUCAGCGAAAAGAACUUCAAUUAUGAAUACUUCAAAUCGGAACUGAAAAAAAUUAAGUCCACGAAUUUAAUGAUUAUUGAAGAAAAUUUCGAAAAUUUCAAGGAGGGUGGCUACUCCAGAAUAAGUACCCCAAGUCAGAACACCCUGGAGGAUGAUAACAAGAGUGUUAGCUCCAAAAUAAUUGUAAACUUUUUCACUGCCUACAAUGAUACGAGUAAUACACGAGAAGACGAUAUAAUCAUUAACAGAUUUGAACUGCAAAAAUUCUACAAGUGUAUUAUAAAAUUGAAGGAAGAUUACCACAAGAAAUGUCUCCUGGCUGAUAAUCAAAAGAAUCUUAUUGAGGAAUUAAGCAAGGAGAUCUUUAACUACUCCACACAGAAUAAGAAUCUCCAAAGUGAUGAACUUGAGUUGAAGAAAAAAGUGACGCAAGUGAUGAAUGAAAAUGCGGACAAUGUUGAAAAGUUUACCAGACUGAAUGGCAAUUUGAUUAGCAGACUUAACGAGGAAGUUUCUAAAAACGAAAAGUUGAUGUCUGAUCUGAAUACACAGAAUGAGAUAAAUAAACACCAUCAGGAGACUCAAAUGAGGAUAGAGAAGGUGCUAAAUUUGAAACAUUUCACCAGUGAUGAUUUGUCCAAACAGGAUGAAGACAGCACGGAAAGAAAUUUACAAAAAAUUCAUAUCUUACUUGACGAGUAUGAAGAACUGGUGAGGAACAAUUCCAAGUUACUAACAACCAGUGAUAAAGUGGCUGCUGAAAAUGACACCCUCAAAGAGGUCAUUACCAAAAUGGACAAAGAAAUUAAGGACUUGACGAUCCAGUUGAACGAAAAGAAACAAUACGAUCAGGAAAAGUUCAAACAUGAGCAACUCGCACGACGAAGCGCACACAUUUUGGGCGAUGAGCAGGGGAAACUUGAUAGAGAUACGCCUCAAAAUAAUAGAGAGCAAUACAACGGACACGUCAUAAAUGAAUAUGAGGCAAUUAUUCUCGCCAUUGAAAAAAAAAAUUCCGAGUUGGAGAACCAUUGUGAGAAUUAUCAAAAACGCAAUGACGAGCUCAGCGACAAGUACGACGCUUUGCUUAAGGAGUACAACGACUUGAAACAUUUUGUGAAAGAAAAGAAAAUUGAAUUCAAAUUAGCAGAGAACAGAAGCCAAAAUGAUGAACAGGACGGAGAAGUCUCCAAAAGUGUGGUCAGAGGCUCAGAAAAAAUGACCUCAAAGGAGAGACAAUCGCGCAGUGUUUUCCUCACAGUAGAUGAGUUGAUCGCCCUGAGCAAGCACGUAAAUGCUGUUGAGACGCUGAAUAGGGAUUUUCUGAAAAAUAAAGAACUCGAAGAGUUCAUAGUAUUAAUCAAAAAAGACAUUAACAACAUUUUGACAGAGGACUGCAGGAAGGGGGACGAGUGGGGUGCUCCGCAGAGGGGACUACCAACCGAACACCGCAGCGAAAUACGUGACAAUGACCGGGGCAACCUUCUUAACGGACUUCUCACCCGAUUGAGCGAAAAGGAAGAGGAAGUAAAUAAUUACAAAGACGCCAUGGACAGCCUAAAGAUGCGAUUGGAUGGCAAGGAGGAAAUAAUUAACAAUUUGAAGUAUGCUUACGAAAAUGAGCUGAAGCGAAAAACGGACUUAAACAAAAGGCUAGAGGAGACGGUUCAUGGAAGUGGCCCCACCAACCAGGCAGACAUACAAAACGAACAAAUGUUUUUGAAAUUCCAAAAUGGAUAUGAAGAACUGCUAAACGAGUAUAACGUCUCCCUUAAUACGCUGGACGAAACGAAGGCAAAACUAGAACUGCUAAAAAACGAAAAAGACAAAAUGGAAAAGUUAAAAGAAUUAGAAAUGAACGAUAAAGAAUUUAUUAUCAAAAAAUUGGAGCUAAUAAAUACCCAACUUCAGGAUAAGGCAGAUGAGGUAAAAAAAUCCCUAAGUCUGGAACUUGAAAAGAAGGAAAAUAUAAUCAAAGAUAAUGUAGACAUGCUGGACGAUUUGAAGAAUCAAAUUGAUUUUUUAAAAAAUGAAAAAAGCAAAAAUAGCAAGUAUACCGCAGAGCUAGAAUUACAGCUAGCCAAUUUGAACAACGAAAUGAACACACUGAAUAAUCUCCUAAAAGACUCUAAGGAAGAAAUCAAUGUGAUACAUAGCACCUUGGAAGAAAAAGAAAAUGAAGUUACAGACUUGAGGAACAAAUUAGAGAGUUACAUAAAGGAAGAAGAAGAGAAUACAAUGCAGUAUGAAGCUCCAGAAACGAGAAGCAAACGUAGUAGUAGCGUUUCAGAGAAGAGACGACAAAGCUUUCCAGGAAGCAAUGAACAAAUUUUGAAGAAAAACGAAAUUAUUAAUGAAUUAAAAAGAAAAAGCCAAAUACAAACUAAUCAGCAUUAUCAAAAAUUGAAUGAACUACGGAUCGAUCUGAAGAACUCCUUCGUAAGUUACAAUAAACUCAAAUUCGACAGUGAAAAAAAAAUUGAAGAUUACGAAGAAGAAGCAAACAAUUUAAAAUGCUACAUAAAAAAAAUCGAAGAGGAAAAUGAAAAAAAAGAUAAGAAAUAUGCUCUAAUCGAAAUUGCAAUAAAGGAAAUGGAUAAAGACUUAAUCAUCCUCAAAGCACAACUAGAAGAAAAAAAUCUCUACAUUAUAGAUCUUGAAAAGAACAUACAGCGCUAUGAGACGGAUAUGCAAUUCCUCAAUGAGGACGCGAAAGUAGUGCACCAUGUAAUUAUGACUUACGUCGAAUCGGAUGCAAGUGACAUUGAACACUUGACGAACGAACUUACCACCAAGACGAAGACGAACCAUUUCGUGUUCCUCAAAGAUGUCAUGGUGAGCCUUUAUGAAAAUUUUAUUAACGCACAGAUGAAGCGAAAAGAACAACGCAGGGGCAGUCACGAUGAUGACGAUGCUGUUUUGGAGAGGGAGAAGGAAAUUCUAAGAUUGCAAGAGGAAAUGAAUAAAAUUCUUUUCGAAAAAGACGGGCUAGAAAACGAAGUGAGGAUGGUUAAGCAGGAGCUGGACACGCUGCACGAGAAGAGAAGUGCCUCUGCAAAGGAGCUGAACGGACUUAUGAAUGAACUGGACAAACGGCAUGAUGAGUUGAGCCACACGAAACGUCGAAUGGAAGAGAUAGAGAGGCGGGAAAAAAAUCUACAUGAUAAGGAAAACGAGCAGAUUAGAAAUGGAGAAGAAAUGAUGAAGAGGGCUAACGAACUCUCCAAUAAAGAGAACGACGUGAUGAAGCAAACGAAUGAGCUGACGACCAGGGUGGAACAACUAAACAACGAGAAGAUACACAUGGAGGAACUGAAAAAUGAUCUAAUGAUGAAGUUUGAAAAGCUGUACAGCGCCCAGAACGACAUAAAAAUAAAGGAAACAAAAUUAAAAAAAAUAUACGAGAAAUUGAAAAAUCACAACAUUGUAGAAUUACUAGACAUUAACAACAAUGAAAGUUUUUUAAACACACCCUCGACAAACAAUUUGAGCAACUCCACGUCUCUAAGAAGAAUAAUUGAGAUGGACAAUGUGGACAAUGAAAAUGGAAGCCUAAAUUUGGACUCACUCGAGUAUACGACCUACUUUAAGGAAUUUAAAAAAAAAAUAAAACAUUUGAAAAACGAUUUAAUGAAUAGGGAGAAAGACAUGGAGAUAUACAAAAAAACUCUCGAAAUUGAGAAAAAAGAAAAAGAAAUUUACAAAAUUGAGUUAGAAAAAUUAAAGGAACUUGUGGCGGUAGAACAAAUGAAUAGAAGAAAUCUGGACGAGGAGUUGGAGAAAUAUAAAAAUGAUGACUCGAAUUUUUUGAAAUCUCUAAAAGAAUCGGAGGAACAACUCAAUGAAAAAAAUAACACAAUUUUAGAACUGCAACAGAAGCUGAUGGAAACCUCGUACGAAAUGAGCCUGAUGGAUAAUAAGAGAAAUAUUUUACAAGAAAAAAAUAACGAAAAUGAAAAGAAAAUCGAGCAACUUAAUGGUAUCAUCUCCAACUACGAAAAAGAAAUUAACCAACUGAAUAAGGAAAAGCUAAAUAUUACAAGAAAGUCGAUUGAUAAAAUUAUAGAUGACGGGGAAGACAUCAAAAAGCUUAAGGACAAUUUGGAGGAUGCCCAUGAGGUAAUGCUGAAAUUGAAGGAGAAAAAUGAACAUCUGCACAGUGUGAACAGUGAGCUCCAAGAGGCAAAUAGAGACAUGAGAGCAGACAUUGAUAUAUUGCUCUCUAACAUAGAGGACAUGAACGAGGAAAAGAAGGUUAGCGAGGAGAAGCUAAGACAAGGUGAAGACAGGUACGCUGAGCUUAAACGGGCGUACGAGGUAAAGGUACAGGAGGGUGAACAGAUGUACUGCCUGUUGUCCUCCAAAGCGAAAAGGAAGUUGCACUUUGGAGGGCAAGUGUUGGAUUAUGAGGAGGGGAACGAAAGGGAAAGUGAAGUAAGAGGAGAAAUGAAUGGUAAAUUGGGUCCCCAACAACGCCGCUCAUUAGACCAGUCCCUAGAUCAAUCAAGGAACCGGGUGGAUGCCCACGACUUGGAAGAGAAACACCUUCAUGCAUUGAACGAAAAGAACGCAGUUAUCGAGUCGUUGAAGGAUAAACUGGCUCAGUACACCGUGGAAAACAGCAAAAAGGAAGAAGUUAUAAAAGAGUACAAAUCGCUUAUAGAUGAAAUUUCAAGCAAAGUGCACAUAUUUGAAGACAACCUGCACUUCCUUAUCAAACUGAAUGAGUUUGUAAAUGACAACCAUGUCUCAUACGAGCAGGUCCUCAUCAUUUUAGAAGAAUCAAUUUUGUACAGAAAAAUAUUGAAUAAAGUAUUUUUGGAAAAUCAAUUCUUUAGGCAAAUUUCUCAAAUUAAAGAAUACCUUUUUGAUAUAAUAAAAAAGAACGCAUCUAACAAUAGGGGAACAUUAAAAUUGAGUGUUUUGGAGAGGAAAAACUCGAAGAAGGACAGCGGUUUGAGCAAUUCCAACAGUGCUUUGUACAUGAGCGAGAAUAUUCAUUCCCUCCAACAUGAGAAUGAUUCAUUGGUGGAUAACGUGGAGUACAUCCUGAGAGCAAUCGAUAGUGACUUUACCAAUUUCGAAAAUGUGUGUGACGAUAUUUGCCAUUUACUCAAAAAGGAAGAGUGGCACACUUUGAGUAAAAAGAUAAACGUCCUCGAUUUCAGCUUUAACAAUGUCGUUAACAACAUCACAAAUGAAAUUAAAAAGGUGUGUAAAAAGUGCAACGAGAAAGCAGAAUUGAGAAAGAGCCUUAAAGUGAUGAAAAAGAAAUUUAAUUCCUUGUCUAACGAUUUUCUAAAAAGCGUCAAAGAGAUGGAUAAUAUAAACAUUCUCCUGUCAAAAGAGUCUGAAAAAAACGAAUUGCUCCAGACACAAAACGACGAACUGAAGCAACUGUAUGAAAAGUUAAAUGGAGAUUACAAUGACAAAUUAGCAUUUAUCGAGGAACAGGAAUACGAGGUGAAGAACUUGAGAGAGCAGUUAAUGGAAAAGAAUGAACACAGUACAAAGGCUAAACAAAUGAACGAAUUCCUCAAAACGGACUUGAGUUACCUAAAUACGUCCCUUGAUCAGGCUGCCCAAAACUUAAACGAACUGAACAAUGAAAAUGUGAGAAACAAAAGGAGGGUAAUAGAAUUGACGGAGGAAAAUACCUACUUGAAAAACCAAAUGGAAGAUAAAUCCCAAGUUAUAGAACACUUGGAAAGCGAUCUCGAAUCGAAAAAUCAAGUCAUCAAUGAGUUGAAGGAGUUUAACGAAAUGCUCAUUAAAAAGGUUGAGGGGGGCGACGAAGACCGCCCCGAUGAUGCACGAAAUAAGGACAGCCACCAGGGCACUUCCAGCAGCACAAAAAUCACUAGCAGAAAUGGCAGGAAAAAGGAUGCACAUGCGAGCGAUUCGUGCGAGGAAAUAAAUAAAAAGGAGCUGCUCAUCAUCAUCAGGAAAUUAGAAAAUGAUAAUAACAUAUUGAACGAAGAGAUAGAAAUUUUUAAAAACAAUUUUAACGCAUUGAAGGAUAAAAAGGAACAGUUGGAGGAUAUCAUUAAUAGCAACGACUUGGCCCUGAACAGAAGAGAAAUAGAACUAAACGAUGCCAUUAUCGAAAAGGAAAAAAUGUUGGAGGAAACCGGCAGAUACAAAACAAAGUGCAUACAAAUGAUAGACAUAUGCUUUAACAAAGAUUUCAAUAUAGUAGACAUAAGGGAGAAAAUUGUGGCCAUCUUCGAAAAUGAGGAUGAAGAGAUCGAAGAAAUUAUCAAUUGCCAUAAGAGACUUCUCUAUCACAAUGACAGUACCCAUCACGGUGGGAAGCAAGUAGGUAAUACAAACAAAAGAAGCAGCACCAAAAGUGGGGACAAAACGGCAGAGCUUCUAGACGAAGACGGAAUAACAAUAAUCGAACAAGAAAAAAUCCUACACAUGGAAGAAAUGAGCAAAAAGAAUGAAGAGUUAAUUAAAAAAAAUGAAGAAAUUUGGAAAAUGAACAAAUAUAUUGAAGAUUUAAACAAGGAAAUUACCAACAAGGAUUAUAUCAUCAUUAAGCACCAGCAAGAUGUAGAGGAUAAAAAUGACAUGCUGGAACAGAACCAACGAUAUAUUCAAUUUUUGAAAGACCAAAUAAAAUUGCUAUGCAAUAACAUUGAUGAAAAUAACUUGUUCGAUAUUAAUAAUGUGAAUUUAUCGCCCACGCUUAGAAGCUUUAUAAAAAGGAAGAGCUGCAACGCGCGCUUCUCCUUCGUUGAGGGUUCGGAAAAAAAGGGAGAGAGCUUCCGCGAAGUGGGAAACAACAGUCGCUUCAUUGAGGACGAAGAGGCCUUCAAACAAAGCGACCACUUCGACUUAAGCAGGAAGAAGCGUCUGUCCGAAUUGAACUCUCAGGAGAUGUACAACUUUUACGAUGAAAACGAAGUCAAGCUGGAGGAAAUGAAUUUAAAAAUGGAUGCACUGAAUGACAAACUGAAAGUUGCGGAGGACCAAGUGGAACUGCUAAAGGGGGAAAACAACGAAUUGGUGGAGAAGUGUGAAUUUUUAAAAAAGGAACUCAAGUACACACAAGGCACAAAACGUAAUUUAAUGCUCUGCGAAAGUAGACUCAACAUAUUGGAAAAGGAAUUGGAGGAGAAACAAAAAAAACUGGAUGCACAAAAUAAGACCGUAAAUGAAUGUGUCGAUAUGUACGUGGAAGAAAAUUCUGAAAACUUCAACAAAAUUUUACAACUCAAAAAGGAAAACGAAAAGUAUAAAAUCGAAAUAAAUAUUCUCAAUGAAGAAAUAACCAAACUGAAAAGCCAAGUGGCUACCUACAGAAAUGACAUCAAAAAUAUUAGCUCCACUUUAGAUUUUUACAAAUCCACACACGACGAAUUAGUAAAUGAAUUCAGCAAGGAAGAAACCACAAAUGUGUACUACAAGAAAUUGUGUGAACUCUUGAAAAAGGAAAAUGAACAUGUGAAGGAAAAUUUACAAACGGAGGAAGAAAAUAAAGAACAACUCAUAACAAGCAUGAAUGAAAUACGGGAACAGUUAAGCAACUGCAUGAAGGAGAAUUACGAAAUCACGCUUGACUUGGAAUUUUUACAAAUGCAAAAUGGAAUACUAAAGGAUAGCUGCAGGUAUUACAAAGAGAGGGAAGACCUUUUCAUAAGUAACUUAAAUGACAAGGAUACCAAUUUCAACAUGUUGGAAAAUUUUAAAGAAGAAAAUUUAAAAGAAUUUAUCGAAAAGCUCAAAGACGAAAUACAUAACUUGAAGGACGACAUUUCGGAAAAAACGAAAACCAUUGUUUCGUUAAAGUAUCAAAUAAAGGAAUACCAUUUUGAAAGUAUUUCAAAAAAAGGAGCUCAAAUUGAACUUAAAAAUAAUGUCCAAGAAAUUGUCAAUUUGAAUAAUAUGGCUUACGUCCAAAGUAGCUUAUUUAUUUAUAUUAAUUUAUUCAAAAGUGUUCUUUUUAUUAUAAGUGAAAUUUUGUUUUUUGCCGAUCCCACAAAUAGCCUCUAUGUGGAAAUUUUAACUCUUUUAAAGUUAAGGGCGGGGAACCAAGACGCAAAUGUAGAGUUGGAUAGCAUGAUUGGACAUUUUAACCUUUCCAAAAUGGACUGUGAAAAUAUUUUUCAGUCCGUCCUUAAGUCGAAAAGCAUCCUCAGGGAAAAACUUCAGCUUCUCCAGUUAAAAAUUUGUUAA
Messenger RNA from Plasmodium fragile, 16155 nucleotides. RefSeq lists its product as uncharacterized. The coding region runs from base 1 to 16155 and encodes 5384 amino acids. The transcript has a single exon. NCBI's taxonomy places the organism in Eukaryota, Apicomplexa, Aconoidasida, Haemosporida, Plasmodiidae. The record is from RefSeq and is a predicted model, not a curated record.